Messenger RNA from Peronospora matthiolae, 963 nucleotides. NCBI's taxonomy places the organism in Eukaryota, Oomycota, Peronosporomycetes, Peronosporales, Peronosporaceae. The record is from the annotation of a GenBank genome assembly.
AUGGGCAUCCAUGCUGUUAGCGUCAUGCUAGAGGCUCUCAAUAGAGAUGCCCAACAUGCUACUAUCGCCAAGUUCAUUCAAAAUGAACUUGACGCAGAACGCGAGAAAGUAGCCUUGCUUCACCAACAAGGUUCUCAACAAGCAGAGUUGUUGAGAGAACAGGGUGCUCAACAGUUUGAACUGUUGAGACAUCAGCAGGCUGCUGCUGGUGGGUCGACGCGAAUGCAUCGACCCGAAACCUUGAAGAUUGACAUCUCCAAGUAUAGGGGAGUCCAAGAGGACUCCCUCUUGAGAUGGUUCGUCGAAUUGGAUGACGCCAUAAGGGCGCGUCGCAUCGACGACGGGGAUAUGCAAGUUGCAUUUGCCCAAUCAAAUCUGGCAGGACGUGCCAAGACUUGGGCACUGGGGCUCAAGUUGCACGACCCAUAUGCGUUUGGGUCGUUGGAAGUCUUCAAGUCGCGGCUCAGACAAACGUUUGAACCGCCUAGAGCUGAGUUCAGAGCUCGAACCGAACUCUUGAAGCUCAAGCAGGGUAAGCGUGAUGUACACGCUUACGCUCAACAUAUACGACAUCUCACGAGUUGUAUAAGUUCCAAUCCGGUGGAUGAACACACGUUGGUUUCGGUGUUCAUGCAGGGUCUUGCGGAUGGUCCCGUCAAGACUCACCUGUUCCGGCUUGAACUAGAUUCACUAGAACAAGCCAUUUCCAUUGCGGAGCAGGAAGACUUCAGUCUGAGACAGGCUCGCGCCAGCUCGACAUCAUAUCGUCAACCGAGACGAUAUGACAACGGAGGUCCAGAGCCGAUGGAACUAUGUUAUGUAGAGAGCGAGAAGGCUCGCUCUACAGGCUCAAGAAGUUGCAGAGAUGCAACAGAUGUCAAAAGACACGACACUACGCUUGCGAGUGUAGUGCUCCUCGUCCAGUGUCUCGCGACACUGGGCGUAGUGACCGUCCACCCAUGA